GACUAAGUUUGUAGGCAGCAUGGCAGCCUCGGGGUUCGGGACGCUUCGGCUUCGCGGUCGCUGCGACGGCAACUUGCGCUGGUGGAGCCGAACAAGUCUUUCGGUUCUUCAUAGAUACCUUAGCUUUGUAGCGGAAAUGUUGGUGUUGGCGUGCGUGCGUGUGUGUGUGUGUGUGUGUGUGUGUGUGUGUGUGUGCGCGCGCGCUUGCUUGCUUGCUUGCUUGCUUGUUUUUUCCGCGGUAAGGGCUACAGGACACGUCGUCGCACUAAGUUGUCUCUCGUGUUUCCACUGUGACAGUGUGCCGCGCGAUAAGCUAGCCUGCCCAGCUACGCCGAGUUGGACGGCUCUGCCGAGUUGCGCGCGGAGUCGGCUCCAGCCCCCCCUGCGCGGUGUUGCCUCGUUUCUCUCACGGGCGGAGGGCGUCAGGUAGACAGCGCUCUCGUGCUCGGGAACUGUUAACAAUCAGACCAUGUUCCAAGCCCACAGAAUGAAAUGGAAGCAGCAUCAGUUAUUUUGAGGCCGAGAGAAGGUCUCUCCCCCGGUCUUAUCUAGGGCCCACAUUAUAAUAGAGCGGGUCGACUUAAGUUCUGUGCUCGCAGCCCUCACGAGAGAUUUUGCUGAAAAUGUUUACAUCGCCGGUUGUUCGUCACCAGCGGGAGAGGUCCUUAUUUGCCGCCGUUCGAUCAGAGGGUGUCCAGGCUGCGUCCUGUCCAUUCGGCUCUAUUUUCGGACGGGUCCAGUUACAGACCUACGUCUUGACAGGGGGUUAAAGAUCCUGUCUCCCCCUUGAGUCACUUAAAUAUUAGUUUUCACGCCCGUAAUGUCAUUGACUUAGAAAUGCCCCGCAACAUAUGGGCGAAAAGGAAAGCGAACCCAGAGCAACACUGGGCUUCACAACAACACGCCGUCACUGGCUUUAUUAUAGCCAACUGGGGAAACUGCUAGUUGUAUAACAUUGACAGCUGCGCUGGGUCAUUUAGAAAGAUUUAGUCAUCUUGCGCUUGAUGUUGAAAUUCAUAGUUUGGAUGUUAAUCGUAUGACAAAACGUUCUCGGUUCAGCGAGCCCUUCGCCGAAUUGUGAUUCCUUAUUUUUUUUUUUUGUCGGCCGGCUCGCACUGAACUGAAACUCCCCGCUGAGGCUCAACUUUUUCUCCACUUCUCAGUUACAAAGCCGCCAACUAAAUACUUGAACGAGAUUCGCUACGUUCUCGUAUUAACCCGUCAGCCAGUGGUCGAGAGAGAAAGCGAGGGGGCAAAGACAUUCAUUUCCAAGAACUUGACAAAAUGGCUUGCGCAGCAGACAGCUGCAUACAAUUCACACGCCAUGCAAGUGAUGUUCUGCUCAACCUGAACCGGCUGCGUAACAGAGAUAUCCUCACAGAUGUCACCAUUUUGGUGAACAGACAGCAGUUUCGUGCACACAAGACUGUUCUCAUGGCUUGCAGUGGGCUGUUUUACACCAUCUUUACUGACUCCCACAAGUGCAACCUUAAUGCUAUCAGUCUGGACCCAAAGGUGGACCCAGAGGGCUUUGCCAUCCUGCUGGAGUUUAUGUACACCUCCCGUCUCACACUAAAGGAAAGCCUGAUCAUGGCUAUCAUGAACACAGCCAUCUACUUGCAGAUGGACCAUGUUGUGGACACCUGCCACAGAUUCAUCAAAUCCAGCGAUCCAUCUGCCAAGCUGCCCAGAGAUGAGUUUUUGGUCAGUCCCUUGGUUUUACCUCAGGAUGUCCACGCGUACCGGCCCCAUGACGUUGUUGACAAUUUGCACAGCCGCGUAGCUCCAUUUAGGGAUGGCAGGCCCUAUGGCUCCAACAUGUUCAACGGGGUCAGCACACCCAGCAACUACCAUCUCUACGGGCAGUUUCCCAUGCCAGGAUUCCCUUUCCCUCUCUGCAAGCUGACUGAUGCCAAAAACGCUUUUGCUGACCUCUCAAAGAGUGGUAUCCACCACAAGCACUGUUCUCCGCAUGACAGCGCCAGCAACAUCAGGGCGGAAUACACCAGGGCUGUCGGCUCCAGCUCCUCCAGCAUUAUUCACUCCACCACCUACACAUCCAGGGAGGUAGGGAGAGACGAUGAGAUAAGGAAGGAAAGCCACGAGGGGGUCAACCAGUCAAUCGGUCUCGGCACAAGGAAGCGUACGUUUCCUGUGUUAAGCCUCGAGCACCAGAAAGACUCUGUCAAAGAGCACGCUCCUCAGGCAGAGGAAGACCUGAUCCAUCAGCACUACCCACUGGGAAUCUCCUCCGCUGGACGCAAGAGCCUCAUGAGCAGCCCCCAGAGCCCCCUCAAGUCAGACUGCCAGCCCAACUCCCCAACAGAGUCCAGCAGUAGCAAGAACGCCGGCCUCUCCCAGGCCGCCGGGGUGCAAGCCCCGCAGGGUACGCAGGACCCCAAAGCUCGCAACUGGAAGAAGUACAAGUUCAUUGUGCUGAAUCAGAGCGCUAAGGAAGACGAGGUGGGGCUGCAGGAUCCCGGGCUUCGGAAUCCCGGGCUUCGUUCACCUCAGCGCCAUGGCCUGCAGCCCUACCUCCACCCCAGCGACUCGGAGAACCUUGACCCACAAACCACAAGCAAGAGCAACGAUCACAGUGAGGAUCUACCUGUGCCCCAGGCUAGUCGUCUCAACAAUAUCAUUAACAGUGCACUUGAGGGGUCACUGAGGAACGGUGACAGCCACCCUCCACAUUACCUGAGCCGCCUCAACUGCUCAUCCUGUGGCUCCCAGUCCCCACAGCACUCAGAGGUCUGUCCCAACACCUCCAGGUCCCGUCUUGCAGAAGACAUGGCAGAGCUACACUCAGAGUACUCCGACUCCAGUUGUGAAAACGGUACAUUCUUCUGUAACGAAUGUGACUCCAAGUUUGCUGAAGACGAAGCGCUGAAACGACAUAUGCUUCAAGUGCACAGCGACAAGCCAUACAAGUGUGACCGCUGCCAGGCUGCUUUCCGCUACAAGGGCAACCUUGCCAGCCACAAGACUGUCCACACAGGAGAGAAGCCGUAUCGCUGUAAUAUCUGUGGUGCUCAGUUUAACAGACCAGCUAACCUCAAGACUCACACUCGCAUCCACUCAGGAGAGAAGCCAUACAAAUGUGAGACGUGUGGAGCUCGUUUUGUACAGGUCGCUCAUCUCCGUGCCCAUGUGCUGAUCCACACGGGCGAGAAGCCAUAUCCGUGUGAGAUCUGUGGAACACGCUUCCGUCACCUGCAGACGUUGAAGAGCCACCUACGUAUACACACAGGAGAAAAGCCCUACCAUUGUGAGAAAUGCAACUUGCACUUCCGCCACAAGAGUCAGCUACGGCUGCAUCUUCGACAGAAGCACGGCGCCAUCACUAACACAAAGAUCCAAUACCGUAUGUCCACGGCUGACAUGCCUACCGACUUGACGAAGGCAUGCUGAGCUGAAAGAAGGGAACAGUUUUAAUGGAGGCAAUCUUGACCCUGGCAUUUAAAAGACCCCAACUUGUACAAUCAUCCAAAAUUGUAGUGCCACACUGUGUUCAUUAGACAAAUAAAUUGGCUGUGUAUGCCAUUCUAAACGGG
Molecule: messenger RNA, 3554 nt
Organism: Xiphias gladius (swordfish)
Lineage: Eukaryota; Metazoa; Chordata; Actinopteri; Istiophoriformes; Xiphiidae
Gene: bcl6aa
Product: BCL6A transcription repressor a
Exons: 9
Coding region: 1285-3411 (708 amino acids)
Biological process (GO): regulation of transcription by RNA polymerase II
Cellular component (GO): nucleus
Molecular function (GO): DNA-binding transcription factor activity, RNA polymerase II-specific; RNA polymerase II cis-regulatory region sequence-specific DNA binding; protein binding
Source: RefSeq, a predicted model, not a curated record